AUGGCGCGUCAGCAGGUGCUGGUGCUGGUGGUCGCGCUGCUGGCGGUGGCCGUAGCGGCUGCGGUAGGCGGGGGCGGCGGGCAGCCGCGAGACAAGCGGACGCUGGACCUGCUGCUGCGGGGGCUGGCGCAGGCGCUCGGAGGAAGACGUCGGAGGGAGACAGGGGCCGCGGCGUCAUCCCGGCCACGGACCCUCCUCCGCGCGCCGCAGCCGGUGGCGCCUCUAGCGGCGCCCAGAAGGACCGCGAGUCCACCACGCCCAGCCUGCCGGAGCCCGUCACCGACCCCAGGGUGCGGCCGCCGUACGACGUGGACGACCUGCUGUCGUACCGCGGGCAGGGCCGACAGCAGCAGCAGCAGCAGCAGCAGCAGGGCGGGACUUCCCCGAGCUCUGCGCCCGGGACUUCCCCGAGCUCUGCGCCCGCCACUCCCCCCACCACCAGCGCCAGCGCGGGGCCCGUGCUGCCGACGCCGCCGCCAGAGGACUCUGCCAUCAGCCAGUUCGUGCGCUCCAACGCCGGUUCGCUGCUCAACGCCGAGUUCGACAGGACGCAGCUGGGCCGCGGGCCGGGGGGCGUCAAGUGCAGGGAGGAGGUGGUGCCCGCGCCGCCCCACUACCCCAGCUACGGGCCCAGCUUCGAACCCGGGCCACACCACGACUACCAGCAAGGAGGCGGCGCAGCAGGACGACGCGCCGCCGCCGCCGCCCCCGACGCCACCGCCUCCUCCGUCGGUCCCGCGCAGCUCGCCCGGUCCGACGCCAGCCGCCCCCGGGGGCAGCGUCCCGCCUCCGGCCGCCGGCUCGCUGCGGCCCUCGCUGCCGCUGCCGCUGUCGCCCGCCUCCACGCACGCGCCGCCCAUGCUGCAGCUGCUGCAGCAGCGACAGCGGCCGCUGCCCGGCGACGGCGUAGCGGGGGCGGGCCUGGGCGCGCUCUGGCCGCCGCCCCCGUUCGACUCCGCGGCGGCGGCGCUGGCCUCCGGCAGCAACGACCUGCUCGCCUCCACCGAGAAGAGGGCGGCCGGCGCGCACGCGUGGGGGCGGGGCCACGCCUCCGGCCUCUGGGGCAACGGCAAGCUGGCCGCGUCGCCCACGGCGGCGCCGGCGCGCGGCGUCCCGAGCGCCCACUUCCCCGUGCACUACGGCGUGGGCGCCCCCGGCGAGGCGGUCGCCACCGAGGCUGCCGCGGCCGCGGCCGCCCACAGGCUGGAGGCGGCCCCGGCGACACCGCUCACACUGACGCCGACGCCCGCGCUCGACGCACGGCUGCCCUGGUCCUACUACACCGACCCGGCCGGCCACCGAUUCACCAUCGCAAUCUCGACGGCCAGCACACGAGGAGUGGCGCCCAGCGCGCAGCCGCUGCGGUCGACGCCCGCCACCUGGACGCUGUACGCCGCGGCGCCCACCAAAGUCUACAAGAGGCACGCCGUCGCCGCGCGCAGCUGGGCCUUCCGCAGCGAGCGCGAGCACCUGCUGGUGCUCUCCAGCCGCCACGACGACGACGACGACGACAGCGCCGCCUCAGGCUCGGCGCCGGCGGCGGCCCGCCACGUCGCCUCCGGGAGCCGCCCGAUGGCUCACUCGGAGUCCUUCGCCAGCCUGUGGAGCGACUUCCUCUCCAGGCUCUCCGCCGCCGACGACGGCGACGGCGACAGCGACGCGGCCGGUUCGGACGCCGUGGUUUCCCGGCAGGCCGUCUCUAGGGCGGCCAGGAGCGGCGGCCACCACCUGCCCACCUACCACCGCGACCCACUCGCCUACGUCAGCAAGUACGUCCCCGACGACGACGACGACGUGGCCGGUGCCGGCGGGUUCGUCGGAGCCCGCUCCGUGCUGGGGACCAGAGUGGGCGAAAGCAGAUCUGAGAAAUCGGAGAAGCCGACCUCAGAAGAGACAUCCAGAGCCGACAGUAAAGUCGAGGCGGUGACCUGGCCCAGCUACGACGAUCCCGUCCUGUACGGUGACGCCCUGGAGCAGCACCGGCUCGAGGGUAAAGAGCGGCAUUCCACCGGCGACCGAAGACGCGGCAGCCCGGUACCGGCUGAGCAGCGGCCGUCUGCGGCACGGGAGGAAGAGGGGCGACUGGGCACGGGACACGGCGGUCGUCAGGACCCCGGGAUACAGACCGAGCACAGUAAUGCCGGCGUCACUACACUCAGUACCCUACAAACUGCUCGAGAGCGAAUUGGGGAGGGCAGAAACCGACAAGCGUCCAGUCAGAGACUACCUACAAAAGGCGCAGGUGCGGCGGACGAGAAAUCGGGCGACGAGAAGGAGACAGCUGGUGAGAGCAGCGAGCCCGGCGAGGGAGCAGCGGAGCGGGAAGGCGAGAGGGCCGACUUCGUGCCGUACUUCGCGCGGCCCGAGCACUACAGGACCAGCCACGGGCGGCCAGAAGAGGGCGGGGGCGGGGGCGAGGGCGGCGGCGAGGGCGGCGGCGAGGGCGAGGGCGAGGCCGACCUGCAGGAGAGGGGCAGCCAGCAGAGCCGACUCACGGCCACACGCAGGAGGAGGCCGUGGUACUUCCAAGACCCCGGGCCGCGAUACGGCGGCGCCGGAAGGCGCGAGGGCCAGCGACAGCAGCAGGAGGGAGGCGCCCAGCAGCGUCAGCCCCGGCCGCCGCAGCGCCACGGGCAACGUCAGAAGGCCGAGCAGCACCACCAGCAGACCCACGCCGAGGCCGACGUGUGGGACUACUACGGCAAUCCCGACAACUUCUACAUCCCUCCGGACACCCUGUCGACCAUAGUCGUCGAGAAGGAAGACAAGGGGCAGGGGCAGGCGGGGGAGGAGCGGGGGGGCGAGCCCCGGGCCAGCGCGGCCGGCGCGCGCAGCAGCAGGGAGUCCGACUGGCCGCCCCUGCGCUUCCGCAGCAGCACCCACCACUCGGGGCGAGGCGCGGCGGCCGGCGAGCGCUGGUCGCAGCGCUACCCCAGCGGCAAUCCUUACCACAGCGACUACGAGUACCCCAAGGUCGAGUACACCUCGCCUCCUGCACAGGGUUCCGACCGUAACUACCCCUGGUCUCUCUACACUGCACCGUCUCAUUAUUUUGGAACUCGCAAAACGAAGGUCGCUGAAAAAACUGGCGAAACCGCUCCGACCAGUCCGUCCUCCGGGGGCACAACUGUGAACGGUAAGAAGGCUGAGGGUAAAAGUGCCGGCAAGGAAGGAGGCGGCGCGCCGAGCAAGCCGGCGACCCGAGGCGGCGACCCGCUGUGGCACCUGGCCAUGAGGGCGCUCGCCCACGCCGCCGCCGCAGGGAAGGCGAAGCCGAAGCCCUCCGGCGCGCACGAGAACGGCAAGACCGAGAUCCCGAAAAAAGGCGACUCCCUGCACUAUCCCAGCUCACAGUCCCGUGCUUCUGGAAGUGAAACUGUACCGGACACCUCCAAGAAGAGUGACACUUCCACCGACAUUGCCCCGACAAAUCCAGUUUCUUGGUUCUCUGGAGAGGGCACUGACCCUUCGAGGGCUUCUUCAGUCACUAACCCAGCUGCAGCAACGACUUCUACGGAUGACCGAAAACACGGAGAGGUGUCAACAGACGCCGCUGGUGGCGACCACUGGACACCGUACACUGGCCACUUUGGCCAGAAUGCACACACAGACGCCGACGCCGACGCCGGCAGCGGCAGCGCUGCCCCGCCGUGGCCCCCGGCGGCCUUCUCCAGGGACGACGCGGCCGCCGACUACGGGCUGGCGGACGCCGGCGGGCCGCGGGCCGGCCCCGGCUCCUCUGAGUCGCCGCAGGUGACCCAGACGACGACGACGACGACGACGACGACGUCGCGGCAGCGCGAGUCGUCAUUGGGCGGCUUCCUGGGCCUGCUGCUGCCGCGCUUCCUGCUGCCGUCGCCGCCAGCUGCGGCCGCCCCCACCGCCCAGGAGGUUCUGCGAGCCGUCAGGCCGCAGGUGCGCCUCGGCGCGGCGCCGUCGGGGGGCGGCGGCGUGGCGGCGGUGGCGUCGGCGGAGCCGGUGCGCUUCCAGUUCAGCACCGAGACGACGCUGCUGGCGCCCCUCGGCACCGGCGGCCGAGGCCUCUCCAGGGAGACCGUCUCGCGCACCUCCAGCCUGCACGUCACGGGACACUUCCAGGUGAAUCCAGAAGACAAGGGCGACGCAGACGCGGCAGCGCGGCCCAAGUCGCGCAUUGCUGCCGCCGCUGCCAUCUAGGAGGCACGAGCGCAACCCGCUGCCGGCGCUGCCACCUAGUAGCCACGAGCGCAACCCGCUGCCGGCGCUGCCACCUAGUAGCCACGACGUGCGCAACGAGUGUCGCUUCUCGGGUUUCUGCGUUCAGAUACUUCGUCAGGCGCCAACAUUUUAAACAGUGUACCGAAAGAUUGUUGUUUUCUUAUUUUCCGUAUACAACUAUUAUUUCAGUGACCUGGCACCGGCUGUUUAUCUACUAGUGCUAAUUUUCUAUGUUAAGUUUUACGUCUGUUUGUUGUUUACCUAUCUGUUUAUUGUCGAAUUUAUUUAUAGCGACUGAUUUAAAAGAGUACAAUAUGUGGAAGAUGUGCUGCACUGCGGCAGCUGUUGUUAAAGUUUCAUAAAGAAAUCUUUGAAUACAAACUUGUUUUGGAAAAUGUUUGCUUUCACGAAAGAAGAAUAUGUUGCAGUAACAAAAAUGUCGCCAUUUUUCCCAUGUUGAUAAUCAUUAGUUAUGAAACAUUUGUUAUUCCGAUAUCCCGUUUUUGCGUCGGUGUUUGUGUUGACUGAAAGAAACUGGGGUACACGACCACUAUUUUCUCACUCGAUUUCAUGCUGCACUACUUUCACGUUCAUUUCACGCCUGACUGUGUGGGGAGAUUAAACAACAUCAACAACUGUUGAACUUAACAAUUGUAAUUUGCAAUGUCUGUUGCACCACGAAGAGCACGUAAUAUUAUCGAUUUGGUAACACA
Molecule: messenger RNA, 4910 nt
Organism: Schistocerca gregaria
Lineage: Eukaryota; Metazoa; Arthropoda; Insecta; Orthoptera; Acrididae
Exons: 12
Coding region: 1-4176 (1391 amino acids)
Source: RefSeq, a predicted model, not a curated record